UUAUCUGCCACCACGCUGGGUGCUCCCGUCGGUGAACAGACCAUUGCGGGGCUGCGUUACCCCGCGGGUUCGCCUGCGAAGCCGAUGAGGAAAUAAGGCGGCGUCACACGCGCCCUCCUGACAGUUCGCCCCGGCGAAUGUGGCCGGCGCGGUGAGGAGCUGGCAGUCAGGCACAGCGGCCACGCCGAGCGAGAGGUCGCUGAGGGCAGGGGCUCGGCUGCCCCCAGGAACCAUGUUCUCCCGGAAGAAGCGGGAGUUGAUGAAAACCCCCUCCAUCUCCAAGAAGAGCCGGGCAGGAAGCCCCAUCCCACAGACCCUGCCGGACCUCUCCCGCAAGGAUUGCCUAGAGGCGCCCGGCUCCGGCCUGGGGGAGCUGCCCCCUGCCAGCUCCAAGCUCAGCACCAGCCCCAGCACCGUGGGUACCCUCAAGCGCCCCACCAGCCUCAGCCGCCAUGCCAGCGCCGCCGGCUUCCCCCUCACCGCAGCAGGCCCCAGGGCCGUGCCCAAGGGCCACAAGACCCCCACGUCCUACAGCCCCAUGGACGGCGGGGAGGGCCCCUUCAUCGACACGGAGGACAUCUCCCAGCUGCUGACGGACGUGGCCCGCUUCGCCGACGCUCUGGAGAACCUGCGGGAUGUGGUGCUGCGGGACGACCCCAGGGAGCCCCAGCGGCCACUGGCCCACGAGUGCCUGGGCGAAACCCUGCGCAUCCUACGCCAGGUCAUCAACAAGUACCCGCUGCUCAACACCCUGGAGACCCUGACGGCUGCCGGGACCCUCAUCUCCAAAGUCAAGGGUUUCCAUUACGAAUCCAACAAUGAGACGGACAAACGGGAGUUCGAGAAGGCCGUGGAGACCAUUGCGGUGUCUUUCAGCAGCACCGUGUCUGAGUUCCUCAUGGGGGAGGUGGACAGCAGCACCAUCCUCUCCAUCCCACCCAGCGACCAGAACCAGACUAUGGAGAGCCUCUACGGGGGGAUCCCUGGGCCUGGAGGAGAUGGCAUGCCUUCAGGCAUGGAAAACUAUGACACGGGCCGUCCUCCUGCUGAAGAAGUGGAUGUGAUGCUGCAGCGCUGCGAGGGUGGGGUAGACGCUGCUCUCCAGUACGCCAAAAACAUCUCCAAGUACAUGAAGGACCUCAUUGGAUACCUGGAGAAAAGGACCACGCUGGAAAUGGAGUUUGCCAAAGGGCUUCAGAAGAUGGCAAACAGCUGCAAGCAAACCAUCAGUCAGGAGACCAACAUGCCUUUCCUGUCCAUCUACCUGCUGGCCCUGGAGCAGGAUAUGGAGCACGGGACAUCGGUUCUGCAGGCUGCCAACACCCUGCAGCACCAGACCUUCCUCCAGCCACUAACAGUGAGACGCCUUGAACAUGAAAAACGGAGGAAGGAGAUCAAGGAGCAGUGGCACCGGGCGCAGAGGAAACUGCAAGAGGCAGAGGUGAACCUGCGCAAGGCCAAGCAGAUAUACAUGCAGCGCAGCGAGGAGCACGACAAGGCCAAGUACAUGGCAGUGAAAGCAGAAGAGGAGCAGCAGAACACCACCAGCAGCAUCACCACCAAAACCCUGGACAAGAAGAGGCGGCUAGAAGAGGAAGCCAAGAACAAGGCAGAAGAGGCGAUGGCCACGUAUCGGACCUGUGUUGCGGAUGCAAAUACCCAGAAGCAGGAGUUGGAGGAUACCAAGGUGAACUCCUUGCGGCAGAUCCACGAAGUGAUCAAACAGAGCGACCAGGUCAUCAAGAUGGCCACAAUCUCCUUCUACCAGAUCAUGCACAUGCAGACGGCUCCACUGCCCGUCAACUUCCAGACACUGUGCGAGAGCAGCAAGCUCUACGACCCCGGGCAGCAAUACGCCUCUCAUGUCAAGCAGCUGCAGCGAGGAGACGAACCCGACAUCCAGUACGACUUUGAGCCCUACGUGUCACACAACGCCUGGUCCCCCUUCACUCGGACACGGAAAGGCAGCUUCAAUGCCAAUGACUUCUCAACGAAUGCUGGCUCUGACGGGGCCGGGCUGCCCAAGGACGGGACCGUCUCAGAAGGAGGGACAGGACCCAAGGAGCAGCAAAGUGGGGCUGUGGCGGCUGAGCGGAGAGGUGGGAGAGGACACCAGGUCCAUAAAUCCUGGCCAACUUCCAUUACUGAAGCUGACAGCAGCCUGGAUUCAAACGCAGGCGAAUUCAGCCAUAAACUCCAGCGGCUGUCUUCCAACGGCACCAUAUCCUCCAGCGAAGAGCUGGAGGAGAAGGAUGAGAACGCUACCCCCUUUGAGCAGAGCAUCAAUGGGAUCACCCCAGAGAUGACAGCUCCGACAGGGCCCUUCCGAAACGUUGGCUUAUCCAAGGCUGCCCAGACUCAUCGGCUGAGGAAGCUCCGUACCCCUUCCAAGUGUCGGGAGUGCAACAGCUACGUUUACUUCCAGGGAGCAGAAUGCGAGGAGUGCUACCUGGCCUGCCACAAGAAGUGUCUGGAAACCUUGGCCAUACAGUGCGGGCACAAGAAGCUCCAAGGAAAGCUGCAGCUUUUCGGGCAAGACUUCACAAAAGCUUCUCAGAGUAGCUCAGAUGGCAUCCCCUUCAUCAUCAAGAAGUGCAUUUCUGAGAUCGAGAAGCGGGCACUGAAAACCAAGGGCAUCUACCGAGUUAAUGGUGUCAAGACCCGUGUGGAGAAGCUUUGCCAGGCAUUUGAGAAUGGGAAAGAGCUGGUGGAGCUGUCCCAGGCGUCCCCUCAUGACAUCAGCAAUGUCUUGAAGCUCUACCUGAGACAGCUGCCGGAGCCCAUCAUGCCCUUCCGCAUGUACAACGAGCUGAUGGGCUUGGCCAAGGAGAGCUUACAGGGUGGCGAGGCCAAGGGCAAGAGCGGGAAGGGGGGCCCUGAGCUGGUGGACAGAGGAGCCGCCACAGACAAGGUGGUGGUGAACCUGGUGCUGAAGCUGAAGGAGCUGCUGAAGGAGCUUCCCUGGGAGAACAUGGCCACGCUCCAGUACCUCCUGCAGCACCUGAGAAGGAUUGUGGAAGUGGAACAGGACAACAAGAUGACCUCAAGCAACCUGGGCAUCGUCUUUGGGCCAACACUGAUGCGCCCAAGGCCCACGGACGCCACUAUUUCCUUGUCCUCGCUGGUUGACUAUCCCCACCAAGCUCGCAUCAUUGAGGCACUCAUCAUCUUCUAUUCGACCAUCUUUGAGAACAAGGAGACCACGGUGCUGGCCGACUCCAGCAAGUACGCCACAGACAGCAAGGAGGAGGGAGCCAGCUCCUCUGACCUGUCCCACACAGGCUCCCAGCCUGGCAGCAUCCCCUACCUAGAGCUGCCUUCAGAGAAGGGCAAUUUGGAUUACAGCGCCGACUCAUUCGCAGAGUCUGGCGACCGCUCUGUUGACUCCGACUCUGAGCUGGAGGAUGGUGGGGAGCUGCUGGCCACCACGGACGGGGGCCUACGAACCCAGCUAAUGAAACAGGGGAGCGAGACCAGCACAGACGAAGCUCAGUUCUGCGAUGAUGGGAGUGAGGGACAGCGGAGCCGGAGCUGCAGCAUGGGCCAGUCGGAUGCGGAGGGCACCGCUCCCCGCUGCUGCAGCCCCCCAGGAGAAGAGCAAAGCGAUGCAGAAGACUACCCCGAGCGCCGCUUCCCCACUGCUGACACGGACUACAAUACAAACCAGUCCAACAACACAGCCAUGCCUGCCACUGCCUGGCAUCUGGCAGCCAGGUGCCAAGGCGGCUGCGAGCCAGGCAGCGAGCAGCAGCCCCAGUUUAUCUAAGCCACUGAACAAAAAUACCGCGGACGCUGGGACGGGGCAAAGGGACAAAAUCCAGACGCUACCCAGGCGUAGCGAUGCAGAAAGCUGUGAUGUUGAGGGGUGGGGAGGGACAGCACAGAGCUGCGGGCAGCUAAGGAGGGGUUUGGUGUGUCAGCUGCAGGCAAGUCCUGGCUGUUUCAUGGCUGGAGCUUUCACACAAAACCCCCGAGACCCUUGGCUCCCGAUGGGCAACAUCGGGUCAGCCUGCCUCAACUGCUGGGAGCCCCCACUCGGUCCAGCAGCCCACGAAGCACGUUUCUUGGGAAGGAGCUGAGGCAGGGCAGCCCCUUUGCUUGUUGUUAGGGACUAGGAAGGAAUCCAGGGUUUUGCCAUGUCCAGGUCACAAGUUUAAUUUUUUGCCUUGCUCCUUAAUCCCACGCCUCUACUGCAGAAAUCAAGAUGGGGGAGUCAAAGGAUCUGAUCAUCCUUGCUGGCUGCAGCUGGAAGGCGAGGUGAGGCUGCCGGGAGGUGAUGUGGGGAGAAUUCCCCAACAGUGGGCAGGAGAAGGGCACGGCAGCCAGGCACGGGCACUGCAUGGACAGACGGACAAUGCCGAGCACUGCGUGCAUGGCCUGGCUCUGCUGGCCUGGGGAACAGCUCGCCAGGAAGGGGGGCACAGCCAGAGGAGCGCUGGGUUCGGUGUAGCUGGGUAAAAGCAACUCAGACCAUCUCACGCGGAGCUGGCCUCGGCUUUAGGGCUGUGCCUGCAUCGCUUGCCAGGCCCUGCAAGGUACAUUUAUCAUGUAUAACUGACUGUACCAGGCAUCCAAAGUCCAGCAAUAAAUUUACUGCCUCAGCACUUCUAAGCAACACAGGACUCAACCAGCGACAUGCCUUUCCUGGCUCAGCUGACAAGGUUUGCAUUGCUGCUUGUAUUUAUGGGCAUUUUUCUACUUGGCAGGAGCCACGCAAAGAGCAAUCCGGAAGCUGUGAGCAAGCUCAGGGGACAGGUUUUCCUGGCUGCACAGUCCUGAGCAUUGCCUAAUCUCUCAGGGUUUUUUUUGAUAGACAUUUGGUCUCCAAAAAUCUAAGCUGCAAGUCCAGGACUACACCUCUGCUCUUCCAGCUGGCCCCGAGAUGGAGCUGAGCAGAGAGCAGGUCACCAAGAGGAGAAGCCUCCUCCUCAGGACUGCCACGGCCUGAAUCGAGUCACAGCCCCUGCCAGUGUAAGAGGCUUUUUAAAUUUUUUUUUUCUAAAGAGAUAACCCUUCAACAUGAAACCACUACCUCUGCUGGCAAAGGAACUUAAAGGGUUAAACAAGACCAGCCAAAGUCUAUUUUUUUUAAAGCUGCGAGACUUUUCUGCACUGAAGCAUAGAGAAACAAGUAGAUUUUUAGCUUAGAAAGAGAUGAAAGCUGUUUUUUUCUAUUACCCUGCUUGUACUUGGGCUGCGUUCCUGCCGUCACCGCUGAGCGUGCCACUAGACCCUCGACACGGGAGGCCACAUGACGAGCAAAGACCCAGAGCUCCCGGCCAGGGACAGAUGCACAAGGACUUGUGCAGGCACCUCACACACAAGCAAGUCGCAGUCCAUGGUUCCUAAGAAAUUGCACAGAUCCAAAGGUGUUUUCUAACAAUUAGCCAGACCCUUCCUCCGUGAGAUGCUGGACACCAGAUCAUCUCUCUCGCUCUGCCUGCUCACGCGUCAGGCCUCGCCACUCCAGGUCUGAAGAGCAUCCACCUCAACGGGACAGCAAGGGGAGAGGCAGAGGCGGAUCUCCGGCCAAGGAAGCCAAGCGAGUGAAGCCGGAGCGAUGUUCCAGCUGAAGAUACACUGAACGGCAUUUGGGGGGUUAUAUGCACCUCGUUACUGUAGAAAUGGGCAAUCAACCAGACGUUUGACCCCUUUGAGGAUCAGUCUCCAGCACAGGGGAGAGCCUGGGCUUUAUAGCUCCCAGAGCUCUCCGAGACUAAUCGGAAAUGCAUCUCAGCAUAGCAGGUCAAAGGUACACAAAACCAAAGUUAAUUUACAGCUAAAUGGUUCAUAACUGAGCCAAAGAAGAGCUAGAGAUACCUGUGAGACAUUCUGGUCUGCAGCUCUUCAACAAGGCGGUUGGAUUUUUCCAGCAGGUCAUUUCCAUGGUAGCAAGAGAAACAAGGCCGACUGCCCUCUCUUGCUACCAGCACUGCUACCACAGGCGGUACCACGUGUGUUUGCAAGGAUGGAUGACGGGUGAGUGCAAGUGAGGGAAGGGACAAAAGCUACGCUUGAGCUUCACAUGGGAACAGGCACCCUUCUAUUUGUAUAGUAAUUCAGCGUGCAAAAAGUAAAGCGU
Haliaeetus leucocephalus (bald eagle) is the source of this 6082-nucleotide messenger RNA. It is a transcript of the gene ARHGAP45, whose product is annotated as histocompatibility (minor) HA-1. Lineage: Eukaryota; Metazoa; Chordata; Aves; Accipitriformes; Accipitridae. Gene Ontology annotation, biological process: signal transduction; activation of GTPase activity. Gene Ontology annotation, molecular function: GTPase activator activity. The coding region runs from base 233 to 3766 and encodes 1177 amino acids. The record is from RefSeq and is a predicted model, not a curated record. Gene Ontology annotation, cellular component: membrane. The transcript is spliced from 24 exons.